AUUGAAAAGAUUGCAAAAGCAUGUGAAUGGAGAAAAAAUAGAGAGCCUAUCGAUUCUUUUGGAGUUUCAAGGAGAAGUCCUUCCUGACAAGGUUAAAAUUGGAUUUAUGAGUUUUUCUGUGAGACCAUAUGUCCCUCCCCCUUUGCGCUGUUUUAAAUGCCAAAGGUAUGGUCAUAUCGCAGCAGUGUGUAAAGGGAAACAAAGAUGUGCCAAAUGUGGAGGAGAUCAUCGAUAUGAUGAAUGUGGAGUGGAUGUACAAAUGAAAUGCUGUAACUGUGGUGGUCAGCAUAAUGUAGCAUUUGGAGGUUGUGAGGCAAGAAAAAAGGCAGCAGAAAUUCAACAGCUGAGAACAAUUAAAAAAAUCACUUAUGCAGAGGCAGCAAAAAGUGUUCAAGAGAAAAGAACGGUUCAGAAAAGUCAACAAGUAAUGUCUAGCACAAGUUCUGAGCCCAGCCAAAUUUUAAAAUCUGGAAUGGAGAUCACAAUGGAUAAAUUAAUAUUAUUCAUGGCAUAUGUAAUCAACUGCACUGAUCAAGUAAAAC
This is a messenger RNA of Austrofundulus limnaeus, 542 nucleotides long. RefSeq lists its product as uncharacterized. The record is from RefSeq and is a predicted model, not a curated record. Lineage: Eukaryota; Metazoa; Chordata; Actinopteri; Cyprinodontiformes; Rivulidae.